AUGUCGUUCCUUAUGAGAAAGUGUAUUGUGAACUUAAAGAAUGUCAACAGGUGUAGAACUGUGUGUGUGUUGUUGCAAACUGAAAGACAACUAUCAAGAUGCUCAGCCAAUAUUUUAAAGCGCAGUAUAUUGCUAUCAGAAGUCCACCUUCGACACAGGAAGUUUCAUACGAGUCAAAUUUUCAACAAAGUUGUCGCUUUCAAACUAUCAGACAUCGGUGAAGGCAUACGAGAAGUUGUUAUAAAAGAAUGGUUUGUGAAAGUCGGUGAUAAAGUACAGCAGUUCGACAAUAUCUGCGAGGUACAGAGUGACAAGGCUGCUGUGACCAUCACCAGUCGAUACGACGGCGUGGUCACCAAACUCUACCACGAUGUGGACCAGACAGCGCUGGUGGGACAACCACUUGUUGACAUCGAAGUACAGGGAGCUGCUGAUGAAGGUUCUUCCGAGACAACUGAGAAACCAGUUGCCGUUAGUCAACAGGAACAAAAAGAAGAAAAGCCCCAAAGAGUAAAAGUACUAACAACGCCUUCCGUAAGAAGGAUAGCUGCGCAGUUUAAAGUAGACUUAAGCACCGUCAAAGCUACCGGCAGAAAUGGAAGGGUACUCAAAGAAGAUAUGCUUGCCCACUUGAAUAUAGACUCGGACGGUUCUAACAGAGUAUCUGACCCAACCAAUGUGGAAGCUGUGCAAAUACCCAUGACUCCAGCUCAAGCCAAGGUCGAAGUUCUAUUGGAAGACCGAGUUGUUCCUGUUAGUGGUUUCACUAAAGCCAUGGUGAAGUCGAUGACUGAAGCAAUGAAAAUCCCACACUUCGGUUACAGCGAUGAAUACGAUGUUUCCAAAUUAGUUGAAUCCCGCGAAGCGUUGAAGAACAUUGCUUUAUCUCGGGGAGUCAAAUUGACGUAUAUGCCAAUUAUUAUCAAAGCCACUUCUUUGGGCUUGGAAAACAUUCCUGUAUUGAACAGCAGUCUUGACAGCACUUGUGAACAUCUCACUUACAAAGCUAGUCACAACAUUGGCGUAGCAAUGGACACACCUAACGGUUUAGUAGUACCUGUUAUUAAGAAUGUGCAAAAUAAAACUAUACUAGACAUAGCUCGUGAACUCAAUACUCUUCAAGAAAAAGGUUCUAAAGGACAACUAGGUCUUAGUGAAUUGUCUGGGGGAACAUUUACUCUAUCGAACAUUGGCAUUGUCGGCGGGACCUACACCAAGCCGGUUAUAUUACCACCACAAGUAGCCAUUGGUGCACUUGGGAAAAUACAGGUUCUACCAAGGUUCGAUGCUGAAGGCAAUAUAAGAAAGGCUCACAUACUGACAGUGAGUUUCUCAGCAGAUCACAGAGUCAUAGAUGGCGUUACCAUGGCACGUUUCUCAAAUCACCUAAAGAACUACCUCGAAAAUCCAUACACGCUAUUAUUGGACUUAUAG
Spodoptera littoralis (African cotton leafworm) is the source of this 1434-nucleotide messenger RNA. The record is from the annotation of a GenBank genome assembly. NCBI's taxonomy places the organism in Eukaryota, Metazoa, Arthropoda, Insecta, Lepidoptera, Noctuidae.